This is a messenger RNA of Trypanosoma cruzi, 1461 nucleotides long. RefSeq lists its product as uncharacterized. The coding region runs from base 1 to 1461 and encodes 486 amino acids. The transcript has a single exon. The record is from RefSeq and is a predicted model, not a curated record. Lineage: Eukaryota; Euglenozoa; Kinetoplastea; Trypanosomatida; Trypanosomatidae.
AUGUUUUAUGCUGACACCAUUUUUCGUGCCGCACUUGCGUCCCAUCGACCCGUUUUGGCGUCAUCUAUUUCUGCCAGGAGUGUUGUGAGGCGUCUCUUGGGUGAUAGAGGGUAUCGUGUUCCUAAUGUUGGUGCAAUGGAUUCAGUUGUAACCAAGACUAAGGGUCGGGGGUUGCCAGGAACAGCGUGUGUUGUUGGAAGGGCUGCCCUUUACGUGCAUCACGGGAAUCCGGAAGCCGCAAUAGCCGAAAUUAAUAGGGUUCUUCCUGAAAUUCAGGAAGCUGAUUUGAAGCGUCAUGCAAUUGGAAUUCGUCUCCGGGCAAAGAAUGAUCUCUUGGAUAUAAAAGAAGCAGCUUUGAAAGUGGAUGGGGGCACAACAGAGUUGGAUGUAUGCACACUUCGCAGCGCUAUUCGUGAGGAUUAUGAAGCUUUGAAGUCGGCUUCCUCUGGGUGUUGGCUGGUAGAAAUGGCGGCGGCGGAAUAUGCGCUCUAUGAAGCAAAGGCAGAAGAGGCCUAUAAGGUUUUUUGUGAUGUGGCAGAGAAAACUGAAAGUUUUAUUGCCUCACUCGAAGGGUUACACAUUUCCUCUGAGGUGGCUUCUGCUGAGAACACGCAAUCAUUUUCAUUGUUGUCCUUUUUGUUGAAGCGUGCUCAUGAUGCUGAGGGAGUGAAUCCAUCUGCUUCAAAGAUUGUAGAAGAAGGCAUCAAAAACAUUUUGAAUGAUGAUUCUGUGAAGGGUUCUUUGGCAACAUUCAAAAAGGAACUUGGUGUUUCUCUUACGGAUGAAGAAGCAGUUGAAGUUGCAUGCGUCCUUGAUGCAGCACACGUCCGUCAUCAUUUUCACGACUUUUUCCCACUGGAAGGGGAAUACAAUGAUUGGCGUUCUGAGGGUGCGAAAGAGGCUAAGAAUGAGAUUGUUCAAGUGUUUACCCCGCAAGCUGUUGUUAUUUCAAAUGAACUACUUGAGAAUGUGAAAAAAUCGGUGCCAUAUAAGCCUUUUUAUGUUCCUGAAGAUCAGCUUCGAAAGUUUCUUUCUUCUGGUCACAAGAACUAUCUUGCUGAGCUUAGGGCGACAUUUGGUCCUAGCCCAGCGUGCGUGCUUGCAAAGAGCGAUGAAGCUUAUUUUGAGGCCAUGAAUAUUUUGAAGCAGGGACCACCUUCUGCUGAUACGGCCGGUGAUCUUUCUUACCCACAAAAACAAAAUGAGAUUUGCCGCAAAUUGGCCCGCCAGCUUUUAUACCGAACAAAGGUCAAUACAGCUGUUGCAUUGACUCAGCUGGACCACCUUAAUGAGGCAGUAGAAAUUUUGGAUAAAGUUAUUGCUGCAAAUGAAUUUGUUUACAUGUGGCGUGCAUUUCUUGCGAGGGGGGAAGCAAAAAAAAGGUUGGGAUUUAUUAGUAAUUCUGACAAGGAUUUUCGUCAGUUAUCCGAGCAAAAGAAAACUUUCCGCCGGAAAAUGUAA